Molecule: messenger RNA, 1218 nt
Organism: Nicotiana tabacum (common tobacco)
Lineage: Eukaryota; Viridiplantae; Streptophyta; Magnoliopsida; Solanales; Solanaceae
Source: RefSeq, a predicted model, not a curated record
AUGGAAGCCAAUGUGACCAAGCUUUUUGAUGUCCCUAUCACUGUUUCAAACCCAAUGCUAAGAAAUUUCAAGAAUGAAAAACAAAAGAUCGUUAAAAAAUAUGUAUUUGUCAAGUCUGAUUGUGAUUGCAAAAGAAGAGGAGCUUAUGAAGUCACAAUUAUGGACCUACCAAGGGCGAUUAUGGUGGAAAUUCUCUCAAGAUUGCCAAUCAAACCCAUUUUCCACGCUAAGAGCGUUUGCAAACCUUCAAUUCUUGAACUCAAAGCGGGUUAUGAUUAUUACUCUCUCCCCCGAAAUAGGCAUGUUAUGUUGAGUCCUAAGUUUCACCUCCCUCCACCAAAACCGAACAUUGGUGGUUUGUAUGAACCAGCGCUAGAAAAAAUUGGUUCGUGUAAUUGGUUUAUUUGUAUGUUGGAUGGUGAUAAGUAUGAUGAAAAUCAUUCGAUUUACAUUAGCAAUCCUCUUUUGGGCGAGUAUUUCAAGGUUAAACUGCCCAAAUAUGAGAAAAGAGUUCGUCAUGUUGCUUAUGCAUUCUGCUUUAGUGAAGGCUCUAGGCAGUAUAAAGUAUUGAGAUCAGUAGUUAGGAGUCGUCCUAAAGUAUCUGAAUUGGAGGUUUAUACUCUUGGAGUUGAUGAGAAAUGGAGAAAUGCGGGCAAAGCUCCUUACCCUCUAUGUGGAUCGUUUCGUCUUAGUGCUAAUGUGAAUGGUGCUCUUCAUUGGCUAGAUGAUGAACGUACUAAGAAAAGUGCCAGCAUUUACUCCUUCAAUAUUGCGACAGAAGAGGUGAAGCCCGUGCCAGUUCCAGUUGAUUUGGAGACUCCAUCCUUUUGCUUGAGGCUAGUAGAAUUGGGGAAUUGUUUGUGUUUGCCUGAUAAUAGUUAUAUGACACAUGUUGAUAUAUGGUGGAUGAAAGAGUAUGGAAUAGCUGAAUCUUGGAUUAAAGAUCGCAUUUUGAUGGAUUCUAUUCUGCCUGGUAUCCCUCGGAGUAAUUUCAUACCAAUCAUAAUUUGGAAAGAUGGAGAAAUUUUGAUGCAAAGCGAAUAUGCCGCACAGCUAGUAUCUUACAACCCAAAAGAGAAGAAGUUUAGGAAGGUCAACGUUUAUGGUAAUGGCUCUGCAGCGACUAGAUACAUUCCAAGUUUUUUCUCACUCAAGACUAUCGUGGGGGACAGCUUUCAAGUCUCAAAUGUUUAUCCGAAGAAGACUGAGAUAGUUUAG